Molecule: messenger RNA, 1521 nt
Organism: Emys orbicularis (European pond turtle)
Lineage: Eukaryota; Metazoa; Chordata; Testudines; Emydidae
Product: steroid 17-alpha-hydroxylase/17,20 lyase
Exons: 8
Coding region: 1-1521 (506 amino acids)
Biological process (GO): progesterone metabolic process; hormone biosynthetic process
Molecular function (GO): steroid 17-alpha-monooxygenase activity; heme binding; iron ion binding
Source: RefSeq, a predicted model, not a curated record
AUGGUCCCACUCCUGGGCGCGCUGCUCCUGGUGCUGGCACUCCUCUCCUUCUGGAGACUGGCAAAGGGGAAAGCAGAGCCCAGGCCCAAGUACCCUAGGAGCCUGCCCUCCCUGCCCAUCAUCGGGAGCCUGCUGCAUCUGUCCGGUAACCCCCAGCUCCACCUCCUCUUCCACAGCCUGCAGAAGAAAUACGGCAGCCUCUACUCCCUGAAGAUGGGCUCCCACUACAUGGUGGUGGUGAACCACUAUCUGCAUGCCAAGGAGGUGCUGCUGAAGAAGGGAAAGACCUUUGCCGGCCGGCCCCACACCGUGACCACGGACAUGCUGACCAGAGACGGCAAAGACGUCGCCUUCGCCAGCUACAGCCCGCUCUGGAAAUUCCAGCGCAAGCAGGUGCAUGUGGCACUCUCCCAGUUAGAAAAAGGGACGCUGGGCCUAGAGAAAAUCAUCUGCCGGGAAGCUGCCUCCAUGUGUGAGACUCUCAGCACUUUGCAGGACACCCUCCUGGACAUGGCCCCGGAGCUCAACCGAGCCAUCACCAAUGUGGUGUGCUCUCUGUGCUUCAGCUCCUGCUACAGGCGAGGGGACCCCACGUUCGAGGCCAUGCUGCAGUAUAAUCAAGGUAUCGUGGACACGGUGGCCCGAGCGAGCCUCGUGGACAUCUUCCCCUGGCUGCAGGUUUUUCCCAACAAGGACCUGGCAUUGCUGAAGAGGUGCGUGGAGAUCCGAGACCAGCUGCUGCAGAAGCAGUUCAAGGAACACAAAGAAGCGCUGGGCAGCGACUCGGCCAGCGACCUGAUGGAUGUGCUGCUGCGCACCCAGCUCAACAUGGACAACAACAACAGUCGGCUGGCCCAACCGCUGGAGCUGACGGACGACCAUCUCCUCAUGACCGUGGGCGACAUCUUUGGGGCGGGCGUCGAGACCACCAGCACCGUGCUCAAGUGGGCUGUGCUCUACCUGCUCCACUACCCGGAGGUGCAGAAGACGAUCCAGGAGGAACUGGAUCAGAAGAUCGGCUUCGAGAGACACCCCCGGCUCAGCGACAGGCAGCAGCUACCCUACCUGGAGGCCACUAUCAGCGAGGUCCUGCGCAUCCGGCCUGUCUCCCCUCUGCUGAUCCCACAUGUGGCCCUUAUGGACACCAGCAUUGGGGAAUACACCAUCCCAAAGGGAGCCCAGGUCAUCAUCAACCUCUGGUCCCUUCACCACGACGAGAAGGAAUGGGACAAGCCAGCGGAGUUUAACCCAGGUCGCUUCCUGGACGAGCGGGGCAAUCGGCUCUACUCCCCCUCGCCCAGUUACCUGCCCUUCGGAGGCGGGAUCCGGGUGUGCCUGGGCGAAAGCCUGGCUAAGAUGGAGCUCUUCCUCUUCCUGGCCUGGAUCCUGCAGCAGUUCACCCUGGAGGCCCCCCCGGGCCAGCCGCUGCCGGCGCUGGAGGGCAAGUUCGGCGUGGUGCUCCAAGUGCAGCCGUUCAAGGUGAAGGCCAGGCUGCGGGCGGCCUGGCGGGAUGGCGUGUAG